GUGUCGUCAUUCUAGCAGGAACAUCCUGAAAUGUAAGCAUGGCCCGUAAAUCUCCGUUUCGGUGUUAAAGAUGUGCCUUUGUUCGAGUGAGUGUUUUAAGAUUCUUGCGUGUUCAGCUCUAUAUAUAUAUAUAUAACAGUCUGGAAAAUUGUGAAGAAAUUUCAGGAGACUGGUUCCAUCGCUGAUCGACCGAAAAAGAAGGGUGUGGACUCCUCAGCUUGUCAACAAUACCAGAGAAAAGAUAUGCGAAAUCCUCAGAAAAACUGUGCAAGCACAAAUAUGGUGCUUAAGAAGUUCAUUGAUGAAGUGACUAUUGGUGUCAGUAUGAUUGACUAAAACUCUGGAAGGCAGUACUACAGCAUAUACCAAUGAUAGAAACCACUGAAAGUAUAACUUAUAAUAGAAUAAAUGCAUUCUGCUGUCGAUACCAUUGUUUUGGAAAUGUUUAAGUAUGUUUUCUAUGGUACAUAUUGUUUGCAUCCUUGUUUGUAUAAUACUGAUACAACUUUCAAUUUGUUAUAAAUUAGUUUUAAAAUCUUCAAGUGAAAAACUGCCAACAGAUCAGUUCCAAAAUUUUCAAGUAAAAUACCAUCAAAAGAGAAGUUUGUCAGUUAUAAAGUCGUCAUCAUCUGAGAAACAAACACCAUAUAGAACACUCCUUCAGCAUCCAAGAGUGAUUAAAGCAUGUGAAGGGUUUCGUGCAGCAAGAUCUCAAAAAUACAAAGGUAAUUUCAACAGGCUUUUUUCUGGCUACAAACUUGUUCAAGUUCAUACUUUCUUAAGUUCUGGACAAACUCUACCAGAACAAAUACCUGCACUCAGAUCACCAAUGAUUACCUGUAAGAUAACAAGUCUCUUGUCAGAUAAUCCUAAAGUAAGGUUAUUUGAAGAGAGUGUUUCUUUACACCAGAAGCUUCAAAAAAGACCCAGUAGUUUAAAAAUAUUCCCACCAACAUCUAGAAAACAUGUUUGCUUUUUAGGGGACCUUACACCUUAUGGAAUCCUUCAGCAAAUUGAGCAUGGUGAAUUUUUGAGAGAAGUUUAUAGUCAUAGGCUGAAAAAUACAGCUCUUGAAAAGUUGUUUACUAUACAGACCAUUCCAGAAAAACUUCAGUACCAAAAUUCUCUUGCUUUUGCAGUUGGCUUUCUUACACAGAAACAAUUUAGUCGUAUACAUGUUGGUAAAUCUCUUCCAGAUUUUGCUUCUAGGUCCAUGAAUAAACAUCUUAAUUGUCCUAAAUUAAAUAUGUUUUCUUCACAAGUAGAAAAUGCUAUAAAUUCUGGUCAGUUUAUUUUUAAAGAAGCACAUCCAUCCACCAAACGUUUAGUUAGCCUUUUUAAUUUUACAGAUAUUAUUAAAUCUUCUUCAUUGGAAAUUCUUCAAACUACGUUAUCUUACUUGUGCAAUAAAAUCUCUCCUGUUUGUCGUAAGGAUAAGCCUUGCAUAAGAAUUACAUCCAAGGGGUUAACAGAAACUGUCAGAAUGACUGACAACUACUUCAAAAAUCUCAUUGUAAACCCUUUGUUUACUGAAAUUUCAAAGUUGUCCACAUUUCCAGCUUUUCAGGGAAUUAUGGAAAGUAUCGACAAUAGCAAAAUAUUUUUCCAUACAUAUUCCUCCAAGCUUUCUUUUCUAUUGUAUUUGCUUCGAACUCUGGGGCUCACAAUUACUGAAAGGCCUCUGUCAGUGAGUCAUUUCAUUUUUGAAGUUUAUGCUAAUAGUGAAGGCUCAAAAUUUUUCCGUAUCCUUUUUAAUGGUGAAGAUUUAACAAAUCAAGUGCUCUCUUGUAAGAAUACUGCAGCUUCAUUUUCAAAUCUCUGUCCGUUAAGCAUUUUAAAUAAUUUUAUUACUCAUGGGAUAUUUAAACAAUUUAAAAGUCAAACCUACACAGAAGCAUGUCAGUAG
This is a messenger RNA of Octopus bimaculoides (California two-spot octopus), 1906 nucleotides long. RefSeq names its product 2-phosphoxylose phosphatase 1-like. The record is from RefSeq and is a predicted model, not a curated record. NCBI's taxonomy places the organism in Eukaryota, Metazoa, Mollusca, Cephalopoda, Octopoda, Octopodidae.